This is a messenger RNA of Penicillium cataractarum, 624 nucleotides long. RefSeq names its product DUF5321 domain-containing protein. NCBI's taxonomy places the organism in Eukaryota, Fungi, Ascomycota, Eurotiomycetes, Eurotiales, Aspergillaceae. The transcript is spliced from 2 exons. Bases 1 to 624 code for a protein of 207 amino acids. The record is from RefSeq and is a predicted model, not a curated record.
AUGAGGCUACCACUCCGAAUAAGGCCCUCAGGCCUAACGCGCAACCUCCUCUCCCACCCAUCGCCGUCUCCCUACACAAUCACGACCCCAUGUCGCGCACCCCGCACCCGAACCUACGCUACAUCCGAGCGUCUGCCCAAGAUCGCAGAUAGCUCUGUCUGGACAGCGAUGGUACCACGGUUUAUCCGGAACCGCAAGUCGCGCAAGCCCGGCGAAUCGAAGGAGUGGAACCCUGCUACGUUUUACAUUGUGAUGUUUACGUUGAUCGGGUCGCAGGCGAUUCGACUGUUGACGCUGAAGAAUGGGUAUGCGGCGUACCGACGGUCUGCGGAUGCCAAGAUUGAGUUGUUGAAGGAGGUUAUUGAGAGGGUGCAAAAGGGGGAGGAGGUUGAUGUGGAGAAGUUGUUGGGGACCGGGGAUGAGGGGAAGGAGUUGGAGUGGGAGGAUGUUCUACGGCAGAUUGAGCAGGAGGAUGCCCAGUGGCAUUCGCAACAAAAGGCUGCGAAGGAACAGGAGAAGGUUACGCCGGAGCCGGAAAAGAAGGACUCGAAUGUCUCUGAUACGGCGGGUGAUAAUGAGACUACGAAGAAGACGCAGUCGACACGCAAGGUGAACUUCUUCUAG